Molecule: messenger RNA, 3563 nt
Organism: Rhopilema esculentum
Lineage: Eukaryota; Metazoa; Cnidaria; Scyphozoa; Rhizostomeae; Rhizostomatidae
Product: LIM/homeobox protein Lhx1
Biological process (GO): neuron differentiation; regulation of transcription by RNA polymerase II
Cellular component (GO): nucleus
Molecular function (GO): DNA-binding transcription factor activity, RNA polymerase II-specific; RNA polymerase II transcription regulatory region sequence-specific DNA binding
Source: RefSeq, a predicted model, not a curated record
UGUUGAAUUAUCCUUUUUUUAUCACAAACUAUUCAAAAAGCUUAAAAAUGGGCUUUUGUUGUUAAGAUUUUUCUUGUAGCUGUGAAGCUAGCAGCGAGGCUAGCAGUGUGUGUGAUACAGAUUCUUUGUGUAUCACACACAAUUGCUCUGCUAUUGGACUAUAUUAGUGCCUCUCUUUGACAUCUUUUCCACGGCUGUGACAUAUAAUGGAAAUCAGUUUCAAGCGUGUUUAAUUCCUUUGAAAGAAGUUCAGGAACAAAGCAAUACGACAACGAGAAUCCAAUGUAAUAUAAUAAAAUUUUCAAAAUAAAUUAAAUUUAACGAAUACUAAGUAUUAUCAUUCAUUGCAGAAUCGGAGAAUCCGGCGGACAGCCUACCCUGCGGUUCUUCCUUCUUAACACAUUUAAUUCUUUUGCCUAAGGUUUUCAGCCAGCUAGCACUUAGCAUACAAAACUAUCAUUAGUGCGUUAAAUAAAACGCAAGCUCUAACAGAACUGUCAACUGUAGAUUUCUAUUGUUGCUGCUAGUUCAAAUAUAUAGUAUAGCAUUUGCCAAUUGAAUUGACCUUUCCUCUUCUAACCCAAAGCAAAUAGGGUGCAAAACUGCUAAAUUUUGUCAGUCUGUAUGUUUUGAACAAAUAAAAGUCUGUCGUUUUGUUUGGUCAGAACAGCAGCUGAAGAACGAAGACACAUUAUAGAUUCUUAGGUAGAAAUAAAUGUUUGUCAAAUGGCUCGUCUAUGAAAGAGCGAUUUUUGUGUUCACAAUUGCUCAAGAGCCUUCUUCAAGUCAAUCGAUUUCUCAAGGGCACGUCAGGAACACUGACAGCACAAAAUAUCAGUAAAAGACAUCUUUGAUCGUGGUUGCCAGCACUUGCUCUUGCUGCAUGCAAAUGAAAUGGUUGAUUUGCAUUACCUCGAAAAACGUCUGCUAAGCAGCUAGUGGCCGCGGUUUCAAAAAUGAUUCUUAUGUGCUCCGUUCUGCUGGCAGAUGUCGACUUUGUUCCCUGCUGAGACACCUAAAAAGGUCAUCCAGCCUCGCAUAAAAUACUCGAAACGUUAGCUGUCGAUUGUAUUCGGUGUCAGUGCAACCUGUGCGUUUGACUGUAUCAGGAAACGGGGCGCAGAUUAGAGAAGAGGUCAAAACAGAAGGUUGCUUCUUUCAAGACGAUUAAACUCUACUACCAAAGAACGUUGCUGCUAGGUUGAUACAAAACUAUGUUAAAAACAAUAACUGUAUUCUGGUGAAUAUACUUGAUUUCAACUACUACCUGGCACAUUCAGAUUUUUCACACAUAAGGCUUUAUGAUGACCGAUAUUUGCAGUGGCUGCUCACUGCCAAUACUGGACCAAUACCUUUCAAAGGUACUUGACAGAACUUGGCACGUAAACUGCGUGAAGUGUUUCGAAUGUCAGAAAACAAUGGCUGAUAAAUGCUUUUCCAAGAACGAGCAAAUUUAUUGCAAGGAUGAUUUUGACCGGUUAUAUGGCACCCGUUGCUUUGGUUGCAACACUUUGAUAACUGCUACUGACCUAGUUCGGCGUAUCAAUGAUCAAGUCUUCCACAACACGUGUUUAACUUGUUCAAGAUGCCAGCGUCAGAUCAACACGGGAGAGCAGCUUUUCAGAACGGAGGAAAAUCAAUUUGUUUGCAAAGAUGACUACGAUGAAACCAAGAAAAGUUCCUUUUCAGAAUCGUCACCAGUUUCUGAUGAAAGUGAAGACAAAACAACAACUUCGAAUGGAAGCGAUGAUGAAGAUGGCGCUAACUGCAAGCGUCGAGGGCCUCGGACCACGAUUAAGGCGAAGCAGUUGGAGACACUGAAGCAAGCCUUUGCAGCAACACCUAAGCCGUCAAGACACAUGCGCGAGAAGCUUGCACAAGAAACAGGCCUAAAUAUGCGCGUUAUCCAAGUCUGGUUCCAGAAUCGACGUUCAAAAGAAAGACGGAUGAAACAGUUGUCUGUUUUGGGAGGCCGACGGACAACUGGCCGUGGAAAUAAACAUGAAGCCAGGCAGGAACGAGAUAGGCUAGAUGUUUCGUCACCUGAAAGUAUUCCAACAUCGUAUCAGUUGUUCCACCAAGUCACUCCAAAUCAUAUGGUUCAUUCGCCCAUUGAAGACUUCAAUGGAAACAGACUAACAUUUCAACUUGGCAUGAUGAAUCGUAGCUACUUGGACCAGUCAAUGAUCAAAGGUGAUUUCCCUGCAAUGGACAUGAGCCACAGUGGCUCUUUUUCCUUUGUCGAGUCUUUGUCGCAUGAAGCCAAUGGCGCUCUUUCACAGUAUAAUGCUGGCCAAACUCUUCUUACCACAGCGCAAAUGGCUCCAGGUGCUGAUGUCUGGUAGCUGUACAAAUUUAUGGACCUAUCCCAUCAUGAACAUGGGUUAAAUUAUGUAAAUAUAUGUCAUGAAUGAAAUCGCUGCUGUAGCUGUAAUGGUAUGCCAAUAAUACUAUUUCCAGGUCUAUCCCUUGUAAAAUGAAACGUCAGCCUCUUUCAACUUUGGGAUUUCAAUUUCGGAACCAAAUAUUUUCUAAUCCUGUGCUUAUUGGUUACGUCGAAUGGUGAAAUACAUUUUUGAGAGAGUACAGUCAACUUCCAGUAAUUCGAGCUUUUAAGAGAUUUGAUUUAUGUUGGAGUUAUCUUAAGUUUAGAGCAUCCAAAUUUGGUAGAAAAAGAGAUGAUUUGGAAAAGUAUAUAAUAAUAUUUUAUUUGAAUAAGGAAAAAUUCGAACCAACAUUUGACUAAAUUUUCAACAAUGCUUUAGUUUUUCGAUUUUCUGAAAGCAAUUGCGUACUCAGGAUGAUAAGUCUUGAAGUUGGACUUAGAAUGACAUACGCUAGGGGAUGCUACUACCCUGAAUUCUCCACUAAAGCCCAACCUUCAGUUAAGCCCCCUUUCGAAUCCUUUUGAAUUAGCCCCUAUACAAAGAUAAUUGAAUCUAUGGAAAUAUAAUUUAAGAUAUUCCUUUUUUCGAACAAUAUGCAUUCAUCCAGAAAUCCAUUUUUUCAAGUAAGCCCCUGGUGGCCUAUUUAAGGAUUUACGGUAUAUGCUCGAUACGAUUUUUUCUGCCUAUCAUAUAUUUAGUAACAAUAAGGAAAUUUACAACAGCAAAUCAAAUCUGUUAGCUCGACUUUAUUGGCUAGCUGUAUUAGACAGGCGUCUUAUGUCUUCUACUCUCAUCUUCCUCUUAACAUGUCCCAGGCAGGAAUUGAGGGUCCCGAUAGAAAUGUAUUGGCGGUAAUCAAGAUAGAUUUAAAAUGUUAUCGAAUAACAAAAAUCUUGAUAACUGAAAUUAAGCUAAUAGCCAAAUUUUAACAAUAUUUUGUUAUUUUACUCGAAAUUUAAGCUGCAUGCUGCUGCUUAUGCUUAAUUUAUUUUGUUAGAAAACAUGAAGGUGCUUGUUCUUUUAUCUGAAAUUUAUAUCUUUAAGGAUUAUAUAAUACUUUAAGGACAACACCUCCUUGUAGCUGUUUGUAAAUAAAGGGAUUGCCGAAAAUGCAUUACAUUAUAUACUUAUAUUGCUUUAAUUUGAAGACUGUAGAAAUAGAAAUUCUUAAAGUUA